UUUUGAAUAGAAUCAUAGAUAGCGCGUAGAGAGUAAAGGUGUAAGCAAUUGAAAAGGCGGAGUGGACACUAAGCGAGUUGCGGACGAGUCGAAUAAACACGCGUCAUAUGAUAUUGUUGUUUGAAUAAGAUCCAUCAUCAUUCAUCAUCGAUCAUCUCUCUCAUUGAUCUCUCGAAUUACUAGAUGAGAGCAUCUUCGAUUUUCCUCUUAAUCUUACUUUCUGCUGUCCUCUUCUUCUCCAAUUUUGUAUUCCCAAUUCAUAACUUAGAACAACAAAACAACGAUAUGGCUACUCUCGGAGGCCUCAAACACACCAAUACCGAGAUCGACUCCCUCGCCCGCUUUGCUGUCGAACAGCACAACAACAAGGAGAAUGCAUUACUUGAGCUGGUCAGGGUUGUGAAUGCAAAAGAACAAGUUGUUGCCGGUUCACUUCAUCAUCUUACUCUUGAAGUUGUUGAUGCUGCUGGUAUUAAGAAACUAUAUGAGGCCAAAGUUUGGGUUAAACCAUGGAUGCAUUUUAAGGAACUCCAAGAAUUCAAGCACCUUCCUGAUGUUCCCCCCUUUACUUCCUCUGACCUAGGUGUUAAGAAAGAUGAACAGGUCGGGGGUUGGCAGUCAGUGCCUGUGCAUGAUCCUGUUGUUCAGGAUGCUGCUAAUCAUGCUGUUAAGACGAUUCAGAUGAGGUCUAACUCAUUGUUCCCUUAUGAACUUAGUGAGGUAGUCCAUGCAAAUGCGGAGGUUGUUGAGAGUUGUGCCAAGUUUGAUAUGCUCCUAAAGGUGAAGAGAGGAGGAGGAAAAGAAGAGAAGUUCAAGGUUGAGGUGCACAAGAACAGUGACGGUGGUUUCCACUUGAACAAGAUGGAUGCUGAUCACUCAGAAUGAUGGAACUUGUUUAGCAGUUGGUGAUAACUCUUCUAUAAACUAUAUUAGGAUUAUAUUAAUAAUAAUAAUAAUAAUAAUACAAUAUAUAUUUGAUUAUCUCCAUGCCAUGACACGCUGUGAGUGGGUUGCUGAAACUUGUGUUUAAUUUGUGCGAUCAACAAUUCAGCCUUUUUAAAUAUUCGUGAUAAAAUAAUAAUUGUCGAGGAGGAGGAGAUUUAUUACUUCAUGUACUAAGACCCUCAUUUUGAAAUGAAAUCGUAAUAUAGUAGUGUAGUGUAGGCAUCUAAUUUGUUUGUUUACUCUAUAAAGAUGAAUAAGGUGUGCAAAUUGC
This is a messenger RNA of Erythranthe guttata (spotted monkey flower), 1216 nucleotides long. Its product is annotated as cysteine proteinase inhibitor 6. Gene Ontology annotation, molecular function: cysteine-type endopeptidase inhibitor activity. NCBI's taxonomy places the organism in Eukaryota, Viridiplantae, Streptophyta, Magnoliopsida, Lamiales, Phrymaceae. The record is from RefSeq and is a predicted model, not a curated record.